This is a messenger RNA of Medioppia subpectinata, 1899 nucleotides long. NCBI's taxonomy places the organism in Eukaryota, Metazoa, Arthropoda, Arachnida, Sarcoptiformes, Oppiidae. The record is from the annotation of a GenBank genome assembly.
AAUAUACAACUUACAUCAACCAUGUUAGUCGAGGUAAACGUUAAUAACUUUGCCGUCCGCGCCAUCGUAUGCCUGGCAUUACUGAUGGGUUGCAUUUGGCAUAUCGUCGAUAUCAGUGUCAUAUACUUUCGUUACGAGACUACAGUAUCUAUAGUGCUUGAUAGAGCACAACUGAUAGAACUGCCGGCAAUUACUAUAUGCACUAAUGUUAGUCACGUGAUCGAUACGGAGUAUUUACGGCACCGGUACCCAAACGACACGGCACUGGUCAACAUAACCGACACCAAUGAAAAUAAAUGGCAAUACAGACAAUACCUGUUAAACCUAACACUGGAGGAGCAGCUGUUGAACGGCACGAUCGGCGCAAACAGGUUCUUCAACAUAUGCGGAGUACGGGCACCCCUGGCCCUUUCUAAUGUAUCAGACCGACAGUAUCAUCACGUCAACUGCACUUUAGUAUCACCGGUGGUUGAGUCAAUUAACAAUUAUUACAAAUGUUUCACUAUAUUCAAUCAAAACGGCAGCAAAUUAACAAAUCGGUACCGCGUGGACCACGAUGCGGAAUUUCAUGAAAACGGGUUUAACCUGUUUUGGUUCGCACUGAACACCACAUACUUACGAGAGCUAAGCCUUUAUAUGCACGACCGGCGGGAGCCGUUUGUGGGCCGAGUCGAAGGCCAGUCUACAACCAUGAUUGUGGAUCACCGACAUUACGGUACAGUCGGUAUAUCGUACAAAGAGAUCGACAUUAACCGAUUGCCCCCACCCUACCGGACCCAAUGCGCCGAUUACAGGUCACUUGGGUAUAGAUCGAAAAAGGACUGGAUUAGCCAAUGCCGUGUUCAAUAUUACCGCGAUCAAUUUUCCAGUUGGCCCCCCUGGACGUUAUAUCGCAAAGAACAUGUUGGUAAUUUGAGUUUUGCCCCGAUGAGUUUGCCAUUAAAUCGCACAAUCGAUAAACAAAUAGCCGCCGACUGUGCCAAUCGGAUCGGCCGUAGGCCCGACUGUCACGCCGUUUACUACACAAUGAAUACAUUUUAUAGCUAUCCGAGAGUAGUCGCUAACGAUAGUAAUGAUUCAAAUACGUUAUUUUGGUUAUUUUGUAUUGUGCCCACCGAUCCAAUCACCCGUUACGUACACUCACCCCGUAUGGAGUUAUCCGAGUAUAUGGGCAUUAUUGGCGGUGUGUCGGGCCUAUGGUUUGGUUUAAACAUACUGGCCUUUUAUGAUAUUGGCAAUUACGAAACUACAGUAUCAACAGUGCUUGAUAGACCACAAGUGAUAGAACUACCGGCAAUCACUCUAUGCAGCCAUAUUAAUAACGCUAUAGACGUGGACUAUUUGCGGCACCGGUACCCAAACGACACGGCACUGGCAAACAUAACCGACACCAAUGAAAACAAAUGGCAAUACAAGCCAUACCUGUUUAACCUAACACUGGAGGAGCAGCUGUUGAACGGCACGAUCGGCGCCAACCGGUUCUUCAACUAUUGCGGAGUGCGGGCACCCCUAGAAUGGCCGGCAGCGGACUAUACCAACUGCUCAUCAGUAUCACCAAUAGUCGAGUCAAUUAACAAUUAUCAAAAAUGUUUCACCAUGUUUAAUCAAAACGCCAGCCAAUUAGCGAACAACAAUCGGUACCGCGUGGACCACGAUGCGACAUUUCGCGAAAACGGGUUUAACCUGUUUUGGUUAGCGCUGAACACCCAAUACUUACGAGAGCUAAGCGUUUAUAUGCACGACCGGCGGCAGCCUUUUGUGGGCCGAGUCGAGGGCCAGUCGACUCCCAUGAAUUUUGAUCACAAACAUUAUGGUAUAAUUGCCAUAGCGUACAAAGAGGUCGAUAUUAACCGAUUGCCCCCACCCUACCGGACCCAAUGCGCUGACUACACGUCACUC